GCCAUCUGAAAAUGAAGCAUCAAACCGAGCCUUUUGACUGCAAUCCUGUAGACGUGCAAUGAAGAUCGGGGUGCUGGUGUCCCUUUCAUUCACAUGGUAGAGAUUGCAAAAAGCGACGGAAGGGCGUAGAGGCGUUUGGCCUUUGGCACCGGGGGUUUCACGAAAAGACCUAAGGGUUCGACGUCGCCUUUUGCCACUUCCGCUUUCGCGCACGUUGGACCUGAAACCUGAAGCCCAGCGGCUCUGGGCCGCGUGAGUGACCGAGACACGGGAGCGAUCGGCUGCAGAUUGGCAUUUGAUGCCGUCAACCUGGAAGGAGGAUGUGGAUGCCCACCUUCGAUGCUGCGGGCAUGCCCACUUUCGUGAACCCGAUGCAAAUGGCCAACAUGGCCUGGAACCAGGGACAGGCUCAAGAAGCUGAAGAGGUCGUCUCCUCCAGAGGCGGGCAGAAGACCAUAGACCGUGAUUUGCGAAGGCUGGCGAGCUUCUUUGGCAUCGAUGAAGUGACGCUGGAGAGGCUGGAUGAGCUCAUGGAGAAACAUUCUCCGGAGCAACGCAGGAGGGACUUGGCAAAGCUGUACGAGAUCUUGGAGACUGCAAGGAGCCCCUCAAGGCUGUUGAUGGCCAAGACGGAAGAGAUGGAGGAUGGACAGUUCGUGACGAACUUCAAGCGAGAUGAACACAUUGACAGGCUGUGUGAACAGUAUCGUCUGAACGAUGCGGCCAGGUGCCGCCUAGUAGAGCUAAGAGUACGGCGACCUCAGAGCCAAGAAGAGGAUCACCGGCGUUUGGAGGAGCACCUUCAGAUGUGUGAGGACACCUCUUUCACUGCGGAGUCGCUGAUCAAAAAGGUGACGCAAGGGAGGCUCUCAGAGCUGCCUGAUCUCUCUGAAGCCAAAGCUAUAGCGGCGCAACUGGACCAGGUGGCGCAACGCAAGCUCCGGGAGGUGGUGGAAAAGCGCCACGAGGAUCUGAAGCUGGUGCUCGAGCAGAUUCAAAAGGUCCUGGCUGUGGCUUUCAGCCCGUCGAUGACCUUCCUGAAGGUCGUGGACACUUACCUGGCGGGUGGACUGGUGGAGGCUAAUGAGAUCGAGGUGAUCCGCUUGCAAUCCAAGCAGCAGGCAAAGCGCCAGAAGAAGGCACAGAAGCAGAAGAAGAAGAAGGAUAAGAAGAAGAAGGAGAAAAGUAGCAGUAGCAGCAGCAGCAGCAAUGGCAGCUGCUUUGCUGCCAGUUGAUUUUGUUUCUGAUUUGUUUCGUUGUCUCUUCGCUGUUGCUUUCCUGAGAAUGAAUUUCCCAGGAGUCACUCCAGUAGGUCACUUCACAUCCCAAGAACUACCAAGGAAGAUAUUGCUGGGCUCAAGAGGCCUCAGGAGAAAGUAGAGCGGUGGUUUUUACUCUAUCAUCACCCUACCUGAGUUCCGGGUGGGUGGCAAAGGCUGUAGGCACAGUGAGCAUCCACCUCGCCAGUGUGAAGAAACUGCCUUUCAGAAAUAUCAGAAACCAACUCACUAGGACAACCAGGACUACCAUGAUUCCUGUCCUAGCAUGUCCUAGCGUUCUUUGCUGGGCGGUGAUGCUCAGGCUCCAGCUCCGCAUCGUCCACUUCAUCAGGCAAAAAGAAGAAGAAGAAGAAGUCCAAGAAAGUGAAGAAGAAGGAGAAAAAGAAGAAAAAGGACAAGAAGGCCAAGUGACGUCCUCGUCCUCAGCUCCAUCUCCCUUUUCAGAGCUCACCGUCUCACCGUGUGAUGCCCCACGCGUGGGGCGAGCGGUUUCUUCGUGAUGGGAUCCGACAAGGGCCGACCAGUUGACGAGCUUCCGGAGGGCGGUGCAAGGCAUCGACCUUCCACGUGGACUUUCGAUACCUGGUUGUUUUCUGCAAACGAC
Messenger RNA from Durusdinium trenchii, 1884 nucleotides. The record is from the annotation of a GenBank genome assembly. Lineage: Eukaryota; Dinophyceae; Suessiales; Symbiodiniaceae.